CUCUGAAGUGCUGGUGCUGGUGUCGCGCCCGCUGGGUAGGCGGCUGCGGCGGAGAGGCUGGCGGGGCCGGGAUGCCUGGGCUGUCCACCAUCCCGGAACAGGGGCUCCCGGAGCCGAGCGCGCCGCGCCCGCACGCGGGCUUCGUGCUGGGGCUGGACGUGGGCAGUUCCGUGAUCCGCUGCCACGUCUAUGACCGCGCGGGGCGGAUCCGUGGGUCCAGCGCUCAGAAGGUAGAAAGUCUUUGUCCUCAACCUGGCUGGGUUGAAAUUGAUCCUGAUGUUCUCUGGCUUCAAUUUGUUGCUGUAAUAAAAGAAUCCGUCAAAGCUGCAGGAAUAGAGAUGAAUCAAGUUGUUGGUCUUGGCAUUUCAACACAGAGAGCAACUUUUAUUACAUGGAACAAGAAAACCGGAAAUCAUUUUCACAACUUCAUUAGUUGGCAAGAUCUGAGAGCUAUUGAACUUGUAAAGUCUUGGAAUAGUUCCCUUAUAAUGAAGCUAAUACACAGUUCCUGCCGAAUGCUUCACUUUUUCACCAGAAGUAAACGAUUUUUAGCAGCCAGUUUGUUCACUUUCACAACCCAACAUGUUUCUUUGAGAUUGGCCUGGAUUUUACAGAACCUGGUAGAGGUGCAAAAGGCAAUUGAAGAAGAAAAUUGCUGCUUUGGGACUGUUGAUACCUGGCUGUUACAUAAGCUCACAAAAGGUUCUGAAUUUGCCACGGAUUUUUCAAACGCGAGUACAACUGGACUUUUUGACCCAUAUGAGAUGUGUUGGAGCGGCCUCAUUACUUCUCUGCUUUCGAUACCACUCUCUCUCCUGCCUCCCGUGAGGGACACCAGCUUCAAUUUUGGAUCAGUGGAUGAAGAGAUAUUUGGUGUGCCUAUACCAAUAAUGGCCUUGGUGGCCGACCAGCAGUCAGCCAUGUUUGGGGAGUGCUGCUUCCAGACCGGGGACGUGAAGCUGACCAUGGGCACUGGGACGUUCCUGGAUAUCAACACUGGAAAUAACCCUCAACAGAAUGUUGGAGGCUUCUAUCCAUUAAUUGGGUGGAAGAUUGGACGGGAGGUUGUGUGCUUGGCUGAAGGCAAUGCAGGAGACACUGGAACUGCCAUACAGUGGGCCCAGCAGUUGGAUCUUUUCACAGAUGCUGCUGAAACGGAAAAAAUGGCCAGAAGUCUGGAAGAUUCUGAAGGAGUUUAUUUUGUUCCGUGUUUUAGUGGAUUGCAGGCUCCAUUAAAUGACCCCUGUGCUUGUGCCUCUUUUAUGGGUUUGAAGGCGUCCACGAGGAAAUACCAUCUUGUACGGGCGAUACUGGAGUCCAUAGCGUUCAGAAACAAACAGUUAUAUGAGGUGAUGCAGAAAGAGAUCCCUAUUCCUGUAACAAAAAUCCGGGCAGACGGCGGAGUUUGUAAGAACAGUUUUGUCAUGCAGAUGACGUCGGACCUGAUCAAUGAGGAUAUAGACAGACCUGUCCACCUUGAUAUGUCAUGCUUCGGUGCCGCUUCUCUAGCUGGCCUUGCUCUUGGGUUUUGGAGUGACAAGGAGGAGCUGAAGAAGCUGAGGCGGAGUGAAGUGGUUUUUAAGCCGCAGAAGAAAUGGCAGGAGUACGAGGGGAGCAUGGAGAACUGGGUGCGCGCGGUGAAGCGCUCCAUGAACUGGUACAACAAGACCUAGCGGCCAGCUGGGCCCCGGCGGGACGGCGGGACUGCGGAUGCGACCGCGCUCCGAGGGGAGCCAGCCCAGCGGGGGCGGAGCAGACCGAAGACGAGCCUUGCAACUGGAGAGAAAGAGCAUUGCUUUUUGAAAACAACAACAGACAAAAAUUUUAAAAGCCUUUUUUUAACCCAAACCUUGGAAAGAUUCUAAGGCAGCAAGACCUCAAAACUUUGUAUCUUCUGUUUUAUAGCAAAUUCCAAAGGACAUUAGCCAUUAACAAUUAUGUUUUGACAGUUAUGAGUCUUCCUUUUUUAAAUACCAGGUCAGUGGUACAUAUGAACAUAAUUAUUUACUAUCCAAAUCAAUAGUUCUGGGUCAGGAACAUUUGCAUUUUGUUCUAAGACUACAUGAAAAGUAUUCCUUUAUUUAAAACUAUUCAGACCCCACAUGGCUAAAAAUAGAGAAUAACUGAGGAAAUGUGGAAUUUUGAAUAAUAUUUUAUAUUUGAAGCCAUAAUUAUUUAAUGUUGUAUCCAAAUACAAGCUCAAUACGUUGAUCUCAGAUGGACUUAUUUGUCAGUCGGUUCUUUCCUUACUGACUUAAAGGCACUCUUAAUUUUUUCUUGUUCAGCCAAUCUCUGAGCAUUGUUUAUGUCUUAAAAACACUGAAAAAUAAUUUUAGCUAAUGAAACUAAAAAGGGUAUUGAUUUCUAAGGAACUAGAAAAUACUAUAUUUUUCUUUUUAAAUACUAUUUCUUUCGAAAACUUCUGGCUAAAGUAUAACAUCU
This is a messenger RNA of Molossus molossus (Pallas's mastiff bat), 2442 nucleotides long. It is a transcript of the gene GK5, whose product is annotated as glycerol kinase 5. The coding region runs from base 72 to 1673 and encodes 533 amino acids. Gene Ontology annotation, biological process: glycerol-3-phosphate biosynthetic process; glycerol metabolic process; triglyceride metabolic process. Gene Ontology annotation, cellular component: mitochondrion. The transcript has 16 exons. Gene Ontology annotation, molecular function: glycerol kinase activity. Lineage: Eukaryota; Metazoa; Chordata; Mammalia; Chiroptera; Molossidae. The record is from RefSeq and is a predicted model, not a curated record.